AUAAAUAUCAUAAAAGCGCUCGUUCAAAUAUAUUCGCAAUCACGAAGUAUCGGCCAGGGAUCAGAAAUAAACAGUUAUAAAGCGAACAGGUAUUUUAAUGAUAUGCAACGCCCAUUGUUUUAAGUGAAACAGUCCGCGGUGGAAUAAAAAUCAUCCUUUCUAUUAUCCUUGAUAAUGGAUUAAUUACUGAGGAUUGUAAUUCUGGUUAAGAACAUAUCUGUGCAGCAGCCCUUGAAAAAGUCCGUGUUAGAAGUUACAAAUGAAGUGUUUCCUUACAAUGAGAGUAGCCGCUGUGACGUAUGUUUCAAGUUUAAAAGACAUGCUAAAGAUGAUCUUCGUGCUUCUACUGCUACUUCACGUGACCACGUGUAUGCAAGCAACAGCGCGUGUUAAAUGUGGGAAUGUAACAACAGAAGACCCUUGUGCCUGUGGCGAGCAACUACAAUUCAUAACCAUAAAUGAUAGUGUACCACAAGGAUCUGCUAUCGCAGUCUUCAACAGCUCUACGCUGCCAACGCCCGCAUCCGCAUGCUCGAAAUUUAACAUAACAGCAGACGGCAGGCUUAUUUUACUGGCAGACCUCCGGAAUCCCUGUACCUCGUCGGAGAACUGUGAAAUACACUGCGGGGAUGAUAUCAAGGACAUAAAAGUUAUCGUUAACAACAUAGACGAACAUCCACCCGUGUUCCCUAAUUCAAGUUUUACUACAGAAAUAUUUGAGAAUGUUACAGUAUCCGCUACCGUGUUUGAUUUUGGCAUGCCAGAGUACAGACCUAAAGAUGAGGACUGCCCUGAUGUUAAAUCAAUGAACUACUUUAUUAAUAAGAGCAGUGAUGGUCAAGAAUAUUUUGGUAUUUCUGGUGGAUCUUCUGGAAAAAUCCUUCUUAAAAAGAGCAUAGAUUACGACAAGCUGACUGAACACGAGUUCAACAUCACCAUAGGGGUCACAUCUAGCGUUCAAGGGAGACCGGGAAGUCCGGGGUAUACUUACGUUAUAGUUAAGAUACUUGAUGUAGAUGAUAAUGACCCUGAAUUUGAACACUUGCAGUACAAGCUGAACGUUACAGAAGAGACGAUAUCGACCACGCCUUUAACAGGAGUACCUCCUAUUCGAGGCUAUGAUAGAGACAAAGGAGUAAACCAGACUAUACUAUACUCUUUUGAAGAUUACAGGAACAUUUCUGACUUUCUACAAAUAAACACAACAGAUGGUACUUUCUCCGUCGUCAAGACUGUAGACAGGGAAAAGAAUUCUACAUACGCUAUGACAAUAUGGUGUUUUCAGUCCGAUAACCACGAGAAGAAAGCCUCUGCCACUGUGUUUAUCAACGUGUUAGAUAUAAACGACCAUUUGCCUAUUUUCACUCCUGAAUCGUACAACGUCACCUUGGUGGAAAAUGCCGUCGGUUACGUUACAACCGUUACUGCUACAGAUCAAGACAUUGGUGAAAAUGCGGCUGUUUUCUAUGAGAUGACUGAUUCUGGGGCAUUCGAAAUUAAUUCCAGUAGUGGUGAGGUUAGGGUAAAAACUCCAGCUGACCUAAACAGGGAGAAAUCGGCUUUCAUUACAGUUUUGGUGAAAGCGAGAAAUAUAGAAGGUAACUAUUCAAGUAGUACGGCGACUGUUAUAAUCACAUUACUAGAUGUAAAUGAUAACAGCCCUGAGUUCCAGGAAGAAUUCUAUAUUUUCUAUGUCAACUCUACAGAUGGUGUGGACAAAGUUGGUCAGGUCAGAGCGAAUGACGCAGAUGAAGAUGGUUCAGCAAAUGCAAAUGUCACAUAUGAGAUUUAUCCAAGCUCUGUAACAUUGCCUUUCGUUAUUGACAAAUCUACUGGAAUAUUAACUGUACAAGGAAUGUUUGAUUAUGAGAAGGACUAUCAGUUUCUCGUAAUGGCUUGCGACAAUCCAGAGGACGAGAAUCACAGGCGAUGUAGCAUGGCUAAUAUUGAAGUACUGUAUGGAAAAAAUGUUUCAUUUGUGACAUACAGUUUGGAAUUUACUGUUGUAGAAACUUUGCCUGUAGGAUCCAUAUUCGGACAAAAGUUACCGGUAUCAGGUAACAAGUAUGUGUGUUCUACAGAGGACUUCCAUGUAGAUGUACACAGUCGAAUGAUGAAAACAAACACUAGCCUGGACAGGGAAGCUGAUGAUACAUACCACAUUUAUAUUGAAGUAUCUCAAUACAAUCGGUUGAAAGGAAACCUGUCAGUGACAAUAACGAUAGAAGAUGUUAACGAUAAUGCUCCCAGAUUCACACAGGAGGAAUUCUUCUUCAGUAUCACUGAAAACAUCAACAAAAACACUUAUCUUGGAACAUUGAAUGCAACAGACAAAGACAUCCGUGAAAAUUCAAAUCUGACAUUCAGUUUUCAGCAAACAUUCUUUGAAUUAUUUACGAUUGACAGCGUCUCAGGUGAUGUGAUGACUAGUGACCGGUGGGAUGAGAGUAUGGUUUCAAAACACUCUCUGUACCAUUUAAUAGCUGUUGUUGAAGACAAUGGAGAACCAUCAUUAACAUCGGCUGUUCCUGUUUAUGUUUCGUCAAUGAAAAUAGGUCAAAAUUCCUCAGUCGGUAUACCCACUUCCCUGUCAAAAGCUGCAAUAAUGAAAGACGAUAUCAAACUUUCAUUAGAAAAACAAUUUGUAAAAAUUCUUGGUUUUGAUACAGUACAAAUAACAGAUGUCAGCGACUCUAUAUCUCACAUGUUUGUCAAAGCAUACAUGAACGGUACAGAAGUUCGGCCAACAAAAUUACAAAGGUCCUUGGUGAAUAACUGGUCUCCAGUGCAGAAUUUAUUCCGUCAGUACAUGGUACCCCUAACAGAAGUAGAGCGUAGCGAGAACGGUCUGUCCGCUGCAGAGAUAGCACUGAUAGCCAUUGCUGUAACUCUGUUCUUUGCUGGACUAGUGGCUAUAGCUGUCAUUUGCAAACAGUGGGACAUGCAUGAAAAGAACAACAGACUACGACGUCCGAGUACCCUAUAUGACUCACAAGAACUCCGUAUGGAUUUUGCUGAAGAAGAAUUGCCAAGUAGAUUCAGUACAUUUAAAGGAGCCAGGAAGGAGAGUGAAGUCUCUUUGGAAGGAAGUUUUGGUCUGGGAUAUGUAAACGCUGCAUUUAAUUGUGAUGGCGACGACAUAAAUACCCCAAGGACUCCAACAUGGAGUUGUAACGAUACUCCUAGAAUUCCUAGAUGGAGUACAAGUGACUCCUUGAAAGAUGCAAUGGCAAGUCUUGAGGAGUUGACCCACAGGUUGAAUACGGAGGACAAUAUUUCAAGAGUGUCAAACAUCUCUCGUAGCCGACGGUCCCAAAAAUCUGACAAGAGUGAACUUCAAACACCAAGGUCAAAUCAAGCACCCAAUAAUACAGAAGCACGAGCUAUGCCUACAUAUGAAAACCUUGUUGUGGAUCCAUCGUCUAGAAAAGCAGAAGUUUUGACUGGAAGCGGUAGUUUGAACAGUUGUGGACAUUAUGACAACGAAAUUUCAGAAUCAGAAAAGAUGAAAGGGAUAAUAGAAAGUAAUCAGAGAACUCAUGAUUAUGAAAACGUUGAGAUUGUUGGGCCAGAUAUAAAUGGUGACAUUAUAGAAGAAGAAUGUACAGCUUUCUGAAUACGGAAAAGAAAUUAGUACGCUUACAUGAUUUAUACGUUAGAAUUUCGCCGCCUCGGAUACAAUCUGAUGAUUUUGUUUCUAUAUAAAGACGCCGAUUUCGUACGUAGCUCACUCGUAUCCUCAAUAGGAACUAUUAUAAUAUUAAAAUUGGCUGCCUACAAAAUAUUUAUGAUUAUCUUAGAUCUUUCAAAGAUUAAAAAUUGUAUGCAUUUUUAUGGCCCGUAGUCAUACAGUAAUUAUUUGUAUAAACAUCUGUUUCAAUAAUUUGAAAACAUUUUUCAACAAUUUCAAAUUGACACAAUGUGCAGACGCUGGUCGUCUUAAUAAAUGUUUAUUGCCAGAAUACGCAGUUUGAAGACUAUGUAUGUUAAAGUUUUAACAUUUACAUUCACUACAGUCCUUGUCAUUUAUUCCAUAUUUUGUGUUUUUAUGUCAUUUUUGUUUAUGACAGCGCGUAAUACUAAUAGCGCAUAUCGAACUAUACAUAUGUAAUGGUUUCAGAGGCAUGCAUUAUAUGCUCCGAAUUGAAAAUGAAAUUUUAUGUGAUGAACUUACAGAUUGUUGUUCGGCUUCAGUGCAAAUAAGACAUGUUCAUUGACUUUCUUUUGUUUUGCUGUGAAGAUACUUAUCAAAUAAUUAAAUGUGUGAGUCUUCGAGGCCGUUUUAUGGGGAUGAGUGAAUAGCGGUGACACUAUUAUAAGUAUGCAGAUACCACCAGGGAUAUUGAAGGAUUUUGUGACAAUCUUUUUUUUUCAAGUGCAAAGUAUUUAUUUUUGUUGGGUUUAAUCGACACAAUUAUAGGUUACAUGGCGACUUUCCAGCUUUGAUGGUGGAGGAAGACCCCAGGUGUCCCUCCGUGCAUUAUUUCAUCACGAGCGGACACCUGGGUAGAACCACCGACCUUCCGUAAGCCAGCUGGAUGGCUUUCUCACAUGAAGAAUUCCCUGAGUGAGGCUCGAACCCACAUCGAUGAGGGGCAAAUGAUUUGAAGUCAGCGACCUUAACCACUCGGCCACGGAGCCGCCUCAAAUGCAGAGUAGGCUUACAGUUUAGAUGUGCUGAGUGUGUGUUUCCAUUGCAAUCUAAAUCUAACGAAUACUUGUAGACUUGUAUAUUUUGCUUCCAAUGUAAUAAUGCAGGCCUCCCAAGGGCGGGGGUGCUUUAAAACAUUUAUAAACCUUUUAUUUUGUGAAAUACCUUUAAAACCUUUUAUUUUGUGAAAUACCUUUAAAACCUUUUAUUUGCUGAAAAGCCUUUAAAACCUUUUAUUUUGUGAAAUACCUUUAAAACCUUUUAUUUUGCUGAAAAGCCUUUAAAAACUUUUAUUUUGCUGAAAAGCCUUUAAAGCAUUUGAUUUAUACCUUGAACCUUGCUUUUCACAGUAAGCAGUUGUAGUGAUUACAGUUGUUUUGCAAAUGAAAAGAGAAUUGAAUUUACUAACAUUUCAACAGUCGGACUGGACGAUUUAGGGAAAUACUAGUAUAAUAUUUUAUCAGUCUUGAGAUUUUCAGUGUGCUUUAGUCUUUCCUGUACCAUUGUUUGUGUCCAAGAUGAAUGGUCUAGGAGAGGUACAGCUUCCAUUGACUCGAGAUGAUGUGUUUACUAUUUAGGCAAUGAAACUCGAGUAGGCACUACUUGUUUUAGAUGUAUGUGUAGUUAACUGCAUCAAAGUUCACAAUCUGGAAAAGUGAAAAAAUAGAGGCAACUCCACUGAAAUUGUAUUAUAUGCGUAGGUGACUAGGUACUUUUCAUUUCCUUCUAAUUAUGCAAUUUUAACUCACCUGAGUCUGUCAACAGUCCAUCUGUCAUCCACACGCACGUUCUAACGAAACGGUAUUUAUGUGACACCCCCAUUGUUCUCUCCAUUGUUCUAUCAGUCACAUAAAAAGAAAAAAAGUCACAUAAACAGAACGGAAUGAAUGACAUCAAAGAGAAAGUACCGUUAUGAAGUCACUUAACCAUCAUUUUGCGGGCACUUUUUUUCAAACAACAUCUCUGAAACCAUUUGGUGGAAGUUGAUGAAACUUUGCCCAUAUUCCAUGCUUGGUCCUCUAAGAUGUUCAAUGAAUUCAAAUUUAUGCAAAAAUCCUGUUGCCAUGGCAGGCAAAAGGGAAACACCGCUUUAGAAGUUUCUCAGAAGCCAUUUGCCCAGUUUUGAAAUAGUUUCACACAAAUGUUCCUUGGUAGACACUCUAACAAGUUUUUUUUUCAGCUUCGUAGAAGAUGUUGCCACCAGGCGGCCCGAUCACCUUUUCAUAUAUGUAUAUUGUGGAAACUUUAAAAACCUUCUUGUCAGAAACUGCUGGCCAGAUUUCAAAAUAACGUACCUUAAUUGGGUGACCGUCUACCAAGGUUAUUCAAAUUAUUGUUCAGACUAUUCCAAUUCAUCAAAAAACUUUACUAUCAGGGAGGAUUGGUUUGUCUUUUCCUAUAUGUAUAUAAUAGGAUUUUUGGUGAACCUCUACAAAGAUUUUUCAAAUCAGAUUUGUAAAAAAACAUUGCUGCAAGAUAGAGUUGUCUCUUUUCCUUUUAUGUGUGCAGAAGAAUUUUUUUUAAAAAUGUCAAAAAGUUGAAAUAAAUUCACAUAAAUGUA
This is a messenger RNA of Mercenaria mercenaria, 6212 nucleotides long. Its product is annotated as protocadherin Fat 4-like. Gene Ontology annotation, biological process: homophilic cell-cell adhesion. The record is from RefSeq and is a predicted model, not a curated record. Gene Ontology annotation, molecular function: calcium ion binding. The coding region runs from base 260 to 3616 and encodes 1118 amino acids. NCBI's taxonomy places the organism in Eukaryota, Metazoa, Mollusca, Bivalvia, Venerida, Veneridae. The transcript has 26 exons. Gene Ontology annotation, cellular component: plasma membrane.